This is a messenger RNA of Ruditapes philippinarum (Manila clam), 1065 nucleotides long. RefSeq lists its product as uncharacterized. NCBI's taxonomy places the organism in Eukaryota, Metazoa, Mollusca, Bivalvia, Venerida, Veneridae. The transcript has a single exon. The record is from RefSeq and is a predicted model, not a curated record. Gene Ontology annotation, molecular function: ADP binding. Bases 1 to 1065 code for a protein of 354 amino acids.
AUGCAAGAUAUAUAUGACCAUGUUUCCAGCAGCAAAAAAGAAAUUGAGGCUAUUAAAGUUCAUUUAUCAAAUGAUAGGCCUCGUGAUAAAUUAUUUUUUUAUCCACCAAACAGAAUUACUAGUUUUGUUGGAAGAAAAGAAGAAUUGAAACAAUUACAAGAAAGGUUUUUUGAAAAAAAGUACGGCUGCAAUAUGCAAAUUUUAUGUGGACUUGGAGGAGUAGGAAAGACAACAUUGUCUAUUGAAUACGCUUGGAAUUCCCACGCCUUGUAUCCUGGUGGUGUGUUUUGGAUGUCUGCAGAAACAAAUGAAUCUCUGGAAGAUUCAAUACAAAAGAUAGCUCUUGAUACUGAUAAUGUCGGAAAUGAUACAAACGAAUCGAUGCGUAAAACGCUAAAUUGGCUACGUGGACUACAACAGGGAUGGCUGCUUGUAAUAGAUAAUUUAGAUAUGGAAGAAAUCAAAGGAAAUGUCAAAGAAUUGGUUCUUGGUGCAUGGAGACAUAACUCAAAUGGUCAAACCAUAAUCACUUCAAGAAGGAAGGCCACUAAUGCUGAGGAGGAGUUUUAUGUCCAAGCCGACGACUGCAUAACGUUGGACGUAUUGACAGAAAAGGAAAGUUUACAUUUCAUUACAACUCGCACGGGUCUUCAAAUUAACAAUGAUGAAAAUGCAAUAUGUUUAGUACAUGAACUCGGUGGAUUACCUUUAGCACUGGAACAAGCAGCGGCUCAUAUCAAAGCAUUGGCAUGUACUUACAAAGAGUACUUCAAUAAAUUUAAAGAACAAAGAUUGAAAUUGCUUAAAGCAAUCAGACCACCUUUUGAAUUGUCAAAGGAAAGACAAGCGGUGCAAACAACAUGGCAACUGAACUUUGAUUACAUUUUGAAACAGUCAGAGCAUGAAGGAUUGGGAAAUACUGCAGUCACCAUCGUUGAAAUAUUAGCAUAUUUAUAUGCAGAAGAUAUACCUUUUUGUGUCAUUAAUACAGGAACACCUAAAAUAUGCGAUGAAAAAUUUAUCACAGGUUCUCGAAAAUCCACUAGGAAAAAAGCAAAUUAUUGA